GCAGGGGAGACUCCGACUGCGCAUGUCCGAGGUUACGUAUUGACAUUUGCGGAAGAUGCGUUCCAGUUCAGAUCAACAAAGCGCUUGAGUUGCGCGUGUGGCAAAAAAAGCAGGCAGCAGUUGACACAUCGGUUGUUCAUAGAGCUAGUUAGUAUUGUGACUGAAAGCACGCGCAGACUUCAGUGGCAGCAACUUCUGGAUCGCUCUGCUGCGCGCUCUGUGUCUCAGGCGGUCCGCGCGGGCGUCAUCGUCUCUCUCUGUUGUUGUUGUUGUUGUUGUUGUGACGGCACAAACCCGUGGAGCGGCCAGCUGAUCGGGGUUCAUUUUACCUAUAUCGGUGAAACCAUCUGCUCGCUUUUCUGUACGCAGUCAUUCGUUUUUUUACCCCCCAGAGGUAACGAUGGCAGUUCCAGUAGCUGCAUUACAGCUGAGCGCCUCAUCCAGCCCGAGUCUGCUGGAACACAACAUCCACAUCAGCGACAGAGAUUUGGGGAGGAUUUCAAGUGACAAUGAAAACAACACUCUGCCUUUACAUUCUCCGUGGACCUUCUGGCUUGAUAGAUCUCUACCAGGAACAACAGCGGCUGAAUGUGAGUCCAACCUGAAGAAGAUCUACACCGUGGACACCGUCCAGUAGAACUUUUGGAGAGUUUACAACAACAUACCCGGCGUCUCCAGCUUGCCAUUGAGAUGUAGCUAUCAUCUGAUGAGAGGAGAAAGAAAACCGCUCUGGGAAGAAGAAAGCAACGCUAAAGGGGGAGUUUGGAAGAUGAAAGUACCCAAAGAAUGCACUUCUGCUGUGUGGAAGGAGUUGCUGUUGGCUACUAUUGGGGAGCAGUUCAGUGACUAUUGUGCCUCAGACGAUGAAGUCGUCGGCGUCAGCGUCAGCGUCAGAGACAGAGAAGACGUGUUUCAGGUGUGGAACGGGAACGCUUCGUGUUCCAACGAGUCAAACAUUGUGGGGAGGAUCAACGAGCUCCUUCCACAAAUACCUUUCAAAGCGGUGUUUUACAAACCACACGAGGAGCACCACGCUUUUGAGGGAGGUCGAAGACAUUAGCACAUUGUUGCUUCCUUCGGAACGCUCGAUAUGUACAUGUUUUAUUGCUUGUGAACAUGUUUUGGAUAAUAAUUGAAGCAAAUGAGUACAUAGUUGCUUACUAAAUGAUCUUAUUUACCUCAAAACGUAGCCCAGUCGAUGGAAUUCCUCAUCUUAAGAGCACUGCUGUCAUUCAUAGUAAUAUCCAAUGUUUUUAGUCGAAGGCAAACGCAUUAGUUAGUUAAACAUUUUAUUUGUGGCAGUGCUUGUGUGUUUUUAUACUUCAAUGUUUUUUUCAAAUCCUUAACCAAAACAACAGAGUACAUGCCAGAUUUUUUUUUACAUGUAUUAUAGCAUUUGGUGUCAUUUCCUGAGACAAAGACAAAGCUAGGUCUUUGCAUUACAUCUAAGAGGAAGGUUACUUCCACAAAGCAAACCUUCACCUGAACAAUACAAUACGAUUCAAAUCGAAAUACUGUUGCCUAACAUACGUAGUUAGUAUGCUGUAAUGCUAAUUAAUAUAAGAGCAGAAAGUUGCACAUUCUUUUUUUAUUUCUCUUUUUUAGGAUAUGAGCGAAUUGUAAAAGGAAUAUGUUACAAUAAGACGACCUCAGUACACAAAUCAACAAGAGUAGACGCUGAGAAAAAUAUGCAAUAAUUUCUAUUCUGUAGAAUUUGCAGUGUUGUUGUUGUUGUUGUUGUUGUUGUUUUGUUUCUAGCCUCUGCCCCAAAUCAAGCACUUUUGUUUCUUACUGUGUGUGAACUGUGACAACUGAGACCAAAUCCACUUUGGUUUUGUGUCAUCUUUUCUGGUGAAUUGUAAAGCUGUGUUUGUUUCUUUUUUCAAAUAGUAACUUGAGUGUAGGUAACAAAUGUGAUGUGAUAUGUUUUUCUUCUUCUUUUUUUUAUAUAUAUAUAUAUUUUCAUCUGACCUGUGUUUAAAUUGAAUGUGCAAUUGCUACCCUAAAAUCAUGUCCCAGUAAACAGAGAAGGACACCAGAAAAAAAAAAUAAUGUGCCAUAAAUCUCACUUUCCUUGAAGGGAUUGCUCGGGGCCUAUUUCAGUGCAUUUGUACAAAUGGUAGGUGUGAUGCAACCAUUGAUGCAGGGUCAAAUGUGAUUUACUGUUGCUGCACCAAAACAAAUUGUGUCUCACAAAUCUGUAGCUUUAAAGAUGUUUCCUGUGGUCAUGUAAACUGCUGUAUUUGUAUCACUGAAAAACACAAUCAUAUGAGACAAAUGUUGAAAUUUAGGACAAUUACACAUGGAAGGCACGUUUCCCCUGUGUUUGACAGACUGUGUUAGAGGGAGUGAGAUUGACUGGUCUAUGCUGCAUAGAGCAGAGCAAUUUAUUUUGAGUACUGUGAUACUUACACUGUUGAAGCUACGGGGUGCUACAUGUAAUUUACAUGCUAAGCUACUUGCAGCUACGGGGUACGCAUUGAAACCCACAGAAAGACUGCUGCUAUAUGAUUUCUCAAUCAAAUCAAAUGUGAAAGUGUUUAUGAUGCUGGUGUCUUGGCUUUGAGUCGCCGCUUAAGAAUAUUCACAGGAGGAGUUAGUUUUCAGAGCACCACCUUUGCCACAUGUUCCCUUUAUUCUGCUGUAGUUCAUGUAAUAGAAGCACAUACUGUAGGAUAAGGGAGUACUGUACCCUUGCUCAUAUACCGUUUAUCAGCCACUCCACAUUUCAAACGUUGUCACUGAUUGUUGAUCUUGGAUGGUGCCUUGUGUUUACCAGCAGUUCAGAAUGUCGCAUGUGUUCAGCAUGUUGAAAUUGUAUAUAGUCAUGAUUCUCUGUUAGUUUUACACGUGUUUGAAAAAUAAAGAUGCCCAAACUACUGUUA
Cyclopterus lumpus (lumpfish) is the source of this 2885-nucleotide messenger RNA. Its product is annotated as eukaryotic translation initiation factor 4E type 3-like. Gene Ontology annotation, cellular component: eukaryotic translation initiation factor 4F complex. NCBI's taxonomy places the organism in Eukaryota, Metazoa, Chordata, Actinopteri, Perciformes, Cyclopteridae. The coding region runs from base 707 to 1060 and encodes 117 amino acids. Gene Ontology annotation, biological process: translational initiation. The transcript is spliced from 7 exons. The record is from RefSeq and is a predicted model, not a curated record. Gene Ontology annotation, molecular function: translation initiation factor activity; RNA 7-methylguanosine cap binding.